AUGGAUCGCGAGAGUUGCUCCUCGAGUACGGCAUCGACGCCUGGGUACAUUGGAGCAAGGAAGCUUCCACCGUCGGAGGUGUCCACCAUACCACGAGUUAUGACUCGUUCGGCACCACUGCUCCCCAUGACAGAGACGCAAGCCACUCCAUCCUUGUGGUCAGCAGCAACAACGACAAAGGCCCCUGGUCGCCGGACCGCUUCUGGCGUAGAGGAAAGCUUCUCGGACUCCACCUUCCCAUCGCCGUGCGCCCCAUCAAGAACUGGUACCGGUUCUCCCUCAGAGAGAAAGCUCUCUCUAGCAGCCAGUACACCAACAGCAUCACCGCAUAGCGAUGAGCAUAUACACAUGGUCCCUGCGUACGAGCAAUCAUACGAACCAGUUCGUCCACCGGUAGUCAUUGCCCUGCCAGGAACCAUGUCGAGUCGUGCCAGUUUUGGUCAAAUGCAUGCGGCCAAUGGCAAGGGACAUGACAAGCGACAACCGAAGAAUGGAGCGAAGGAGUCGAAAGAGUCGCCACCACUCGGCCAUCGCUUCAACUCAGCAGUCAAAGGCUUUUUUCGAAAAGAUCCUAUCAAUGAUUUACAGUUCGAGUAUAUUGGAGAAAGGCACUGGUCAGAGGAUUGA
Molecule: messenger RNA, 627 nt
Organism: Aureobasidium namibiae CBS 147.97
Lineage: Eukaryota; Fungi; Ascomycota; Dothideomycetes; Dothideales; Saccotheciaceae
Exons: 1
Coding region: 1-627 (208 amino acids)
Source: RefSeq, a predicted model, not a curated record